CGCUACCGUUUUCCUUUUAGCCAUUAUGUCAUCGUUUAUUUCAAAAUUCGGCUCUUGUUGGCGGUCAGCAGCGGUGGCGCCGCACGACGCAGUGACAGACGAGGUGAAGGCGGAGCAGGGCGUCACGAGCCCGAGGAGUUCGAAGUCGGAAUCAGCAGCGCAUUGGCGACCGGCGUUGGCUGCUAUUGUGGAGGAUAGUAAUGGAGCUGAGUGGCGGUGUAAGAAAUCCAGCAAAAGGAAGGCGGAGAAGAAGACGUCCGGUCACCAAGGCAGUUUUACGACUAAGUCGUAUGGUUAUUACGAUGGCAGAGAUAAUUACUGGACGAACACAAUGGCGAUGGCUAUGCCGGCGUUUUCACCGGUGCCUUCCAUGUUUUGAAGGUAAGAAAAUAUUAUCACAUAGUUGGAGCAUUGUCGUAGGAGAAUGGCAUUUCACGUACUCCCACCGUCGUACGAUUUCAAAUUCCGAAUAAAAGUCGACUCGUGUGUUAGAAACAUAUUAAUAUGAAUAUCAGUUUCAUGUGCUACAGAUAACCAAUUAUACAUAUAUAUGCAGAUAGACAGGCCCAUCUAUCCACCUUGUGAAUGUGAAAGGAAUUUAUGACUAUAUGUAUAUUAAAUAUGUGAUGAGUUUUCUCGUAUGAAUUUUGGCUAAGUUCAUGAAAAUGUUACAUCUCCGUACACUUUUUUUAGUGCAAUUGGAUCUGUAUAAUACUAAAUAUAUGCAAUUGGAAUUUAAUUUGUUAUCUUCAA
Molecule: messenger RNA, 753 nt
Organism: Cucumis sativus (cucumber)
Lineage: Eukaryota; Viridiplantae; Streptophyta; Magnoliopsida; Cucurbitales; Cucurbitaceae
Exons: 2
Coding region: 26-379 (117 amino acids)
Source: RefSeq, a predicted model, not a curated record